Molecule: messenger RNA, 708 nt
Organism: Humulus lupulus (European hop)
Lineage: Eukaryota; Viridiplantae; Streptophyta; Magnoliopsida; Rosales; Cannabaceae
Exons: 4
Coding region: 1-708 (235 amino acids)
Source: RefSeq, a predicted model, not a curated record
AUGGAAAACAACAUAAGAGAAGACAUUAAGAAUGAUUAUGACAUUGAGUUGUCUUAUGAAAAAUCUUGGACAUGCCGAGAGAAGGCUCUUUCUUAUGUCAGAGGAACAUUGGAAGCAUCCUACCAGAAGUUACCAUCGUACCUGUUCAUGCUUCAACAAAAAAAUCCCAAGACGUUGACAGAUUUUGUCACUGAGGAGGAUCGUUUUUUAAAGACAAAAUACGGUGGGCAGAUGUUAUGCGCAGUCGCGCUGGAUGCAAAUAACCAUCUAUAUCCAGUUGCAUUUGGUAUUGUGGAUAGAGAGAAUCAUGAUUCUUGGAAGUAUUUCAUGUCAAAGCUAAAGGAAGCGGUUGGGAAGUUGAGGACUUGGCGUUUGAAAUCCGAGUUCCACGCUCACUUCGGAAAAAUCAAAUCAAAAGACUCAGCUAUUGCUAAAUACCUAGAAGGCAUGUGUUUUGAUAAGUGGUCAUGUGCUUACUUUCCUGGAAAUAGGUAUAAUAUAAUGACAAACAAUUACGAUGAAAGUUUCAACAAUAAGACCCGGGAGACUAGGAGCUUUCCAAUAACUACAUUCGUCGAAUUUAUUCGCUUUACACUGCAGUCCUGGUUCUGUGAUAGGAGAGAAACUAGUGAGAAGACAGCUAUAACUCUUGCACCAACCUAUGAGAAAUAUUUGGUGGAUAUGGCUGUAACGACCCAAAAUCACUAA